Peronospora matthiolae is the source of this 1398-nucleotide messenger RNA. The record is from the annotation of a GenBank genome assembly. NCBI's taxonomy places the organism in Eukaryota, Oomycota, Peronosporomycetes, Peronosporales, Peronosporaceae.
AUGGCCACGCACGACGCGCACGAAAUGGCGUCUGCGUCGACGUCCACUACGCAGCGACAGACGUUCUACAUUCAACUCGACAACAACGCGCCCGCAGAGAUCAACUUCAAGCAGCUUGUGAUCCAACAUUCACGUCCAUUUGAGGCUUUGCCGUCCAGCACGAGUCCAGCAAACACAGCGUCUACUGCCGUGCCUUUACCCAAGAACUCCGAGUCUGUGGCGUCCACGACGCGUCCACAGCGCUUCAACAUCAUUGAACACCUCGAGAAACGCUACGGAAGUGGCUCGGUGCUUCAGGACGGAUACGAAGGGGGCGACGGGUUCGACCGUCGAGACGACGACGAUCUGUACGACUCGGAGGACUCGUUUAUCGACGACGCUGAGCUGCAGCAGCACAUUGAGGACGUGCGGGACCAUAGAAAAGUCAAGACAAAGCACGCUGGAUUCUUUGUGAAUGCUGGGGAGGAGAUUGAGACGCUGGAGCAGGAGGAAGACGAGGACGACGAGAGUAAGCAAGGCAAGAAGCGGACAGUGUCGGGAGCGCUGCGGUCGUUUCUAGAGGAACUACCGGAAGGUGUGAGUGAAUGGCAGCCAGAUGAAGAGGUGGUCAAGAGACUGGAGGUGCUACGGACGGCCGUGCAGGAGUUGGCAGAGACUGCACCGAUUCCCAAGGUGUUUCCGAGAUCACUGGAUGGACCACUGCGUGCGGUCGAUAAGCUUGUGGUUGAAGCUCAUCCGAACAAGUGGCGAGUGACGGGAUACUUUGCGACGCUGAUGACGUUCCUGCCGUACACGAAGCAGUAUUUGAAGUCGAACAUGCUGAGACUGGAAGCACGAGAUGUUGCGAAGAACGAGAGGGAGAAAUUGGAUAGUGCCGUUGAGACGCUGACCGAGUUCGUAGUUGCGUACGGGUCGCGGGCUGCAGCAGAACCAGUGGAUGCGGUGAUGGCAGAUAUUGCUAAGGACAAGGAACUGGGCACAAAGCUGCAUACGGUGCUAGAGUUUCAAGACGACUGGGUUGCGAAAGAAAACGACUACCGCCAAAUGCUGAAGACCGAAGACAAGAAGCAUAUGAAGGAGCCAGACUACAAGCCGCUCAACCAUCGCCAGGAGCGCAAUCGAAUGUUCAACCGGGUUCUUGCACUAUUCCCAUCUGGUCUGACCGAUCUACAAACAUUACGCGCUUUGAACAAAGCCGCUAAGGCGAAGGUACCAAAGAAGCCUGCACAGCCAAAAACACUUGUCAAGGGUGCUGUCGCAACAACAAAAAAGAAAUCGGCUGAGCAAACUACCGGGGCAACUGCUUCCGUCAAACGAUCAAUAAAGCCCUUCAAGUCGCGCAUGAUGGACGAAGCUCCACCUUUCAUCGAGGAAGACUUCGAGGAGAUAGAACAGUGA